AAGAUUGUUUCAAAGGAUACUACUACGUACAUAUAUUUAUGAUACAUGUAUCUGUUAUGCAAGAAAAUCAAUUUAUUAAAUAUAACAUAUCGCAAAUCGAAACGAUGCGUUUCGAGUUGAAUAAUUGAACGAAAACAUCAUGAAAUAUAUUUGCAUUUUGCUAAUGAAGAAACCGCAGUUCCAAAGUUUAGCUACGACAAUUACCAGAUUACCACUUUCUCUGUAUCAGAAAACGUACGUAAUAUUCCGACACUUUCCAAGUAAUCUAUGAACCUAGGUACGAUUGGAAUUACUGACCCACUAUCGUCGCCUGUAAUAUGUCAAGAUUACCGCACUCUUCUCACUUUCACCUUACUUUACUUCCCGACAGAUAACGAAACAUAUUCCGUUAGCGUAAAGCGUAAGAGAGAGCGUUCCAACGUUCCAAGUUGUUUCUCGCGCGUGUUAUAAUCGAUGCGCUUCAGGUAGCUUCAUUACCAUUACCAUUACCGUACAGUACGAUCAUUUCUCUGUUCAUCGAACUCCGUGACAACGAUGUAUAACGGUUAAUAUGUAAAAUGUAUCUACGUAAAAAUAAUUUAUACCGUUAAUUGAUAGAAUAAGAGAAGGCAAACGAAAGGAAAAGAUCGAUUUUGAUGGAAUCAACGUGGGUGAAUGUGGGUAUGCUAAAAGCAUUGCAGCAGCGAUGGAAAACGUACAAUUAAUUUUUCGAAUAAUGUAAUAAAAUGUUCGGUAAACGACGAUCAAAUUUUCCUUGCGUUAAAAUUCAUCGCACAAAAUUGGAUUAUUGCCAAGAACAGAUGCGUUAGUAUCGCUAUUUACUCCGCAUUGCGGAUUGAAAUACAUUUAUCGCGCGAAAGGGAAAAUGUUUGCGAUUAAUGUCCGAUUGUUCCUGCGAAACGUGUCCAAUAGGCUGAAGCGGAGCUCGCCGCGAGAGAAUAAUACCUGAACUUGGAUUUCUUUUAUAUAACAUGUUAGCGCAUAAAAUAACUAAAUACAGAGAAUACAACAGGGUAAAGUAUCUAAAUAUAAGAUAAAAUAAGGAAGUAAAGAAGUUGAUUCAAACUAUUGUGGUUCAUUUAUGUAUGAGCCAAUGAUAUUAACUAAUCUAUGAUAUUUAAGAAAGAAAUGACGAUUACAGGGGAGAUGAGCAACAGCGCUGGGUUAGGAUUCGGCAUCGGUCUCGGCGGCGGCGGCGAAGGUCCAGUCCUCACAGCCGCUCAACAACGCCAAGGGGUAGUCACGUUUUUGGUGAUGCUAGCUGUGCUCUGCUUUAUAUUCGCUUAUUGCUGUUGGGGCGCACCGUUCUGCAGAUCAUUGUGCAGACGACAUUGUUGCUGCCAACUCGAAGAUCCAGAGCCGGAUUCACGAUUUAGCAAUAACGAUCAAACUAUGGUAGCAACACCAACGAUUAUUCUCUUGCCACACGGUAGGAUGCUCGUUGUGGAUGGUACGAUCUUCACGCAGUUUCAAACCGAUCCAACUGGUUUAGAUUUGGUGGAACUAGGUGAUAGCGUACUACGUGCUCAAAGAAAUCCACGAGGCAUAAUUCGACAUCAGCUACAAAACAGCCAAGGUAGUAUACUCGAGAUGGAUGCAGAAACGUCAAGCAAAGAUAGCUUAGGAUCCGUUGGGUGUUUUCCACCACCAACUUACGAGAGUAUCUAUGGUAAAGAAGAGUCGGAUAUGCCGCCAUCGUAUUCCGAUAUCUUACUACACAGGUUUGCCAAUCUUCCUCACGAGAUAGAUAUGCACGGUUAUUGUCACGAUGGCAAAGAAGAAAUUGAAAUGCAAAGUUUAGAUGGUUGUCCGCAUAUACUAAGCAAUCCGAUGAAUACAAUAGCAUACCCUUAUGCGACCGUAACGAAUUUCUCGAGUCAAAGCUUCCCACGAAGGACCGUCUCGAGAAAUCCAUCCAUCAUUAGCAAUCCACUUGAUAGCUAUUACGUCGAUAACGAAUUAGAAUUAUACCGGUUGAGUCAGGAGAUGGUACCACGAGUAUUUAGUAACGCGAACUUUGAGACUCUUAGAACUUAUCAAGACGAAACCUCGUUUUAUAACGUGAACGGAAACGUAAGCGAACGACAAAGCGACACGUUGUCGAAUAAUGGAAAUUAUUGCUUGUCCGAUAAUAACAUUCGAAACAACGAAAGAGUGAUCCCAAAUAAUACCGAUCAAGUAUCGAGGAAUAUAACGUCGGCAAAUGAGUUAAUGAAUACAAGAAAUCUUGUUCGAAGCAUGUCGAGAACUAGCGAAGAAAGCAGAAAUAACAUAGAAAAUUCACAGAGAGAUAACCAAGAGACUGGAGUAGUUUUCGUCCGGAUAUCACGUUCCGACGAUUGCAACAAUAGCCAGACUUCGCAAAACUGGUAUAACGACGCAACUGAAAACGAUAGGUCGAGAGCACAAGCAAAUGAGGAAGAUGAAUCUAGUCUAAGAAAUAUACAUCCCGAAAAUGGCCAGACGGAUGAAACCAAUCACAAUAUGGAAUCUAAUCCGAUAGGAUAUUAUAUAAGAAAUCAAAGCACUGACGAGGCUGUCGGCAGGUCGCACAGGCUAGAAAGCGAGGCUGUUUAUUCUGAUGAAGAGACUAGAAAUUUUGGAGCACUGGCAGACAUUCGCGAAAGUCGGGUAUAACGUGAGAUAUAACACUGAAAAUAUAUGAUAACAAUCGAUAGGAGGUAGAAAACUCUCUGACCAAAGGUGCAUAUGUCGAUAAUUACAUUCUGUAAAAAGCUUAUAAUAAAAGUGAAAAUAUAUUCUAUUAAUGUAACAGUUUAUUUUCAUGGAAAUUAAUUACUUUGAAACGUAUCUUAAAUAAUAAAGUUCGCAGUACUAAGAGCGCUCGAAAUUUAGUAGAGAAAUCUAUUAUUCAAUUGAAAUUAAUAUUAUUUCAUUUAUCAGAAUCAAAUAUUUUUUUGUUAGUUUUUAAUCUAAAUGUACUAUGAUGGGUUUUAAGUCUAUUUGUACACAAAAAGAUAAUUAUAACAUUUAAAAAAGCAUGGAAAAAUGCGGACAGAUAAUUCAACUGACCUAAGAGGAUCACCAAAUUGUUUAAGUCCUGAAAAUAAUUUUAUAUACAAAAAGGUACAAUCAAUUUAAUUAUGGCAUAAUAAUAAGAGGAGAAAGACGAGGAAAAGUUAGUUCAGUCCGUCCAAGGGUUAAUCUACACACUAGGUUCAGUAAUUGUUAAGUAAAUGACCGUCGUAAAUGAAUUCAAAUAUUUUUUACGCAUUAUUAGUAAUCUAUUCUACAGACUACUUGUUAUAUAUUUGCUUUUUAUAUUAUUUUAGUAUAAAACGCAAUACAGUUAACGAUUUCUGAAAUUCAAACUUAGAUGCAACAAGCUCAUAAUUUAUAUUUUUACGUGUCACGAGAAAACAAUGAAUAUAGAAUACAUAAAAGUAAGACGUGUAUAGAAUAACUGUUGGACACGUGUCCUAUGUACAGGUCCUAUGUACAGAUUAUGUAUAUGUAAAUGUAUCUCCCGAAUUGAGUUUGAACUUACUACCCUAAAAGAACUGUGGCAUAAAUGCAUAAGAUGUACACUGU
Messenger RNA from Bombus impatiens (common eastern bumble bee), 3552 nucleotides. RefSeq lists its product as uncharacterized. The coding region runs from base 1111 to 2637 and encodes 508 amino acids. The record is from RefSeq and is a predicted model, not a curated record. NCBI's taxonomy places the organism in Eukaryota, Metazoa, Arthropoda, Insecta, Hymenoptera, Apidae. The transcript is spliced from 3 exons.